UUGUCUCCUCGAAGUCGAAGGCGGUCAUCCACCCAUCAAAACCCCCCAAUCCCUCCUCUCUCUCUCUCUCUCUCUCUCUCCCCUACUGUCUCUGCAAAAUUUUAUGUAGAGAGAGAAAACCCAAAAAAAGAAAAAGAAAAAACCAAAAUCUGGGAAAGAGAGAGCCUUAAACUUUCUCUCAAUCCAAACAGAAGAGAGAGACAACUGAGAAUUUCAGAAAAUAUGUCUCACUUUGUCUUUCAAGCGGCGCAAGUUCCCACCACUGCGAAUACGUUGCAAUUGAGGCCGAGUUUGCCGCCGAUUCCUCAACUCUUUCCGCGUCAGCCGCUCGCCGUCAAGAACUGGAAGAGUCCGACCAUCCUCUGCUCGUUAUCACCGUCUCCAGCAGUAGACGGGGACUCUGUGUCGACCUUGGAGCGGUGCUUUAGAGCGCAGGCUGCUCCGGUUGAUAAAGUUUCGGCUGGUGAGUGGGGUCCGGUUAUGAAGGGACAGUACGGUGCGUUUGGCGCCGUCACUCUCGAGAAAGGAAAGCUUGAUAUGUCGCAGAAGCAAGCCCAGUCUAGUCCUGAGCUUGCAACCGGGGGAGGCGGUGGAGAUAUUGGAAAGAAAAUUUUUCAUGGUGGUGGUGAUGGAGGCGAUGAUGGAGGUGAUGAUGAUGACUACUUUGAUGAUUUUGAUGAUGGUGAUGAGGGAGAUGAGGGUGGACUAUUCAGGAGAAGGAAAUUUCUUGAAGAGCUUUUUGAUCGCAAGUUUGUGGAUGCUGUAUUGAAUGAGUGGCAAAAGACAAUGAUGGAUUUGCCUGCUGGGUUUCGACAAGCUUACGAAAUGGGCUUGGUCAGCUCUGCUCAAAUGGUGAAGCUUCUUGCAAUAAAUGCCAGACCCACUACUGCUAGGUUAAUAUCUAGAUCUAUCCCUGAGGCAAUGUCUAGGGCAUUUAUUGGCAGGAUGAUUGCAGAUCCUGCUUUUCUAUAUAAGCUUCUGUUGGAGCAGGCUGCUACGAUUGGUUACUCUGUUUGGUGGGAGCUUAAAAAUCGAAAAGAUAGGAUUAAACAAGAAUGGGAUCUGGCACUUAUCAAUGUGCUCACCAUGUCGGCAUGCAAUGCCAUUGUCGUUUGGUCACUUGCUCCAUGUCGUUCCUACGGAAACACAUUCCAGUUUGAUUUGCAGAAUACAUUGCAGAAACUACCAAAUAACGUCUUCGAGAAGAGUUAUCCACUCAGAGAAUUUGAUCUACAAAAGAAAGUCCACUCUUUCUUUUACAAGGCUGCAGAGUUGUGUAUGGUUGGAUUAACGGCAGGAGCAGUGCAAGGCUCUUUGUCAAAUUGGUUAGCCAGCAGAAAGAAGGAUAAGCUCUCAGUGACAGUCCCUAGUGUCAGUACUAAUGCACUGGGGUAUGGUGCUUUCCUUGGACUUUAUGCAAAUUUGAGAUACCAGCUGCUAUGCGGGUUUGAUAGAGCAAUGAUCAACUAUUUUGAUGUUAUCGGGGUGGCACUAUUUUUGAGUACUUCUUUGAGGAUUCUAAAUGUUCAAUUAGGAGAGACAUCAAGGCGUGCUUGGCUAGGGGUAGAGGCAGACCCUCUGGUUCAUUCUGAUAACCUUUUGAAGGCAUAUAACCGGCCCUCUACAGAUGUUACUGGAUCUUCUCCAAAAUGGUUAAUAUCAAAGAAUGCCAUUAUUUCUGGUCUUGGUCUUCUGGGCAUCAAGCAAGGAAAUGUUGGUGUUGACGAGGAAGCACCAGCUCCAAAGGCUCGGAGGAAGAGGAUUGUCCGGAAGAAGGUGGCAGCUAAUUAAACAUACUUUAGUUCAUGUAAUCACCUGCGCUGUCCAAUUUUGCCGCCUGAAAGAGCCAUGGCAUGCCGCAUAAUCAAAGCCUGAGAAGUAAGAACAGAGCGAAUGAAAACUACAUCGUCUCUGUGAGUGUAACUUUUGGGGGGGAAUUUUUGAAUUACUGGACUUUUUUUUGUUCUAAUAAUCUAAUAUACUAGUAUUCUGACUCUCUCUAAUGGGCUAAUCGGAUAUUGAUCUGUCAUUUUCAUUUCAUACAUAGUGAAUUAGAAGAUUUUUAAGGAAACUUGCUGUUUUUUUCCUUAAUAAAGGCAUUGUCUUGAGAGGUAUGACUGAUAAUGGGAGUGUUGAAUUUACUUUGUAAAUACGUUGUACCGCAAAAGUUCUUCGAACUGUUAUGUAUUUAUCCUCAGCUAUUUGAUUCA
Tripterygium wilfordii is the source of this 2210-nucleotide messenger RNA. Its product is annotated as protein RETICULATA-RELATED 1, chloroplastic-like. The transcript has 8 exons. The coding region runs from base 223 to 1791 and encodes 522 amino acids. NCBI's taxonomy places the organism in Eukaryota, Viridiplantae, Streptophyta, Magnoliopsida, Celastrales, Celastraceae. Gene Ontology annotation, biological process: plant organ development. Gene Ontology annotation, cellular component: chloroplast inner membrane. The record is from RefSeq and is a predicted model, not a curated record.